GUCAUCGUUUGUUGACAUAUUUAAAAGUAAGCGUCCCGAUACCCAAGUGUUCGAGGCACCAACCCUAAGGAAACACUGCACUCCGGGACAUUCUGGGCCAGGAGAGGGAUUCAUUAAGGGCACAGGGAGAACCAGCACCGCCAGGAUGAAGCGAGCAAGCUCUGGGAGAGGCAGCAGCCAUCAGCCGGGGGUCCUCAAGCAAAGGAAUGAAGAUUUUACCCCAAACAGGCAAAGUGUCGGCCAUGCUGCUCGGAGAUCCAACCUCCAGAAGAUGGGUCAGGCCGACAGUGCCAAGCGAGUCUACAGCCGAGGGAUGCGAGGAAGCACGGAGAACAUGUCGCGCCCCUCGCUGGCCUCCUCUCGCUUCACACCAACGCGAGCCAGCACCACACCUUGGGCCCCACAGAGUAUCAAUAGGAUGUCCAUGGAUUCUGCCCACGGUAUGUCCUCGAGGAAGGAUUCACGGCCCGCCAAUGACCCUGCCUUCAAGACCCAGUGCAUCAACAAGAUUCUAGACUUCCUGGGAAAUCGAUAUCCGCAUCCACUAACACGUCGCACGCUCCUCACGCCCUCAACCAAUGACUUCAUCAACAUUUUCACUUUCGUGUAUCAGCAUUUGGAGUCUUCUUAUGUGCUGCCCACGAGAUACGAAGAGGAAAUUCCGAAGUUGUUGAAGAGGCUAAAUUAUCCUUUACAGAUGACCAAAUCCUCCUUUGUUACAGUUGGGUCCCCUCACACAUGGCCGGCAGUGUUGGCCAUGUUGGUGUUCCUGGUGGACAUGGCCAUGAGCUAUAACAUUUUGAGCCAAGACCCAGCUUCGCCCUUAGACCAAGAUAUGGAGGAAGGGGGUCCACGGAGGCAAUCUCUCUUCUUCUCCCUCUACAAGUGUGACGAUGACGAGCAAAUAUUUAGCAGUUUGGAGGAAUUUUGUGAAACUUUAAAGGCUGAUGAGAAUGUGACAGAAAAGGAUAUGGAAUACCUUCAAGACGAAAUAGAGGCAGCUGAACGCACUUUGGAAUCCUUGUCAAACACAGCCGAGGAGGCGAGACAGCUUCAACAAUGUUAUGUUCAGUGCUCUGAUGACUUGAGAAAGCUCCAGACAUAUUGCCAGAAUCUACAGGUUGCCAUCGACAGCAAGGCUCAGAAGCAGAAAUGUACAGAACACAGGCUUGCUGAACUCGGUGAAAGGGAGAUUAUGAUUUGCGAAGAGGUGGACUACUUAAGGAAGCUCCAGGCCCAGCAGAGUUUCAGCACCGCGGACUUGAUGCAUUUCAAAAACCACAGUCAGGAAAUUGGCCGGGAAAUUGAGCGACAGGAAUCCAUUGGCAGAGAUAUACAGAGCCAGGUCUGGCAAGCAGAAUUAGAGAUCUCAAAAAUUCAGCCCAGCAUAAGAAUUUCGUUUGACCUGCUGGAGGAAUGGAUUGGAAAGCUGGACCUGGGUGACCUGGCCGACCUGAUCACCAGUUAUGAGGACGUGAAUACCCACUAUGAUGCUUUAACCAACAAGGCGAGGGCACUCAAGAAGAAUGCCAAAAAGUCCACCACACAUGCCCAAAAUAAGAUAUGGGAAAUGGACCAGGAAAUUAUUAAGGUGAAGGGAGUCCUCCAGGAGAAACAGACAGACAGCAAGAAGUUAGAGACAAAGUUACGACACAGCAAAGAAGAAUUUGAUGUUGCACAGCAGGAAAUAACACAAGAGGAGCAAAUGAGGCUGGAGGAGACAGAAUUACUCCACAAGCAAAUCAUGGAGGCCCGGAAGACACCCAAGAAAUCCCUCUAUCAGCUGCAGCGCAUCAAGGAGGAGAAAAUACGAGAGCUCGAGGGGUGCAGGAAGAGAGAAGAAGCAGCCCUCUACGAUGGCGCUCAAUUCCUGAUGAAGAUUUGCCAAGAGGUGCUUCAGUCCGUGGAGCACAAGGACAACAACAUUGCAGAGUACAUCAACCAUUGCGAUCAUGAGUGUGCACAGUUCUACCAGUGGGUGGAUGGUGUGCUUCAGAAGGAGUAAAGGCAGACUUGCAUUAGACUCCCUUGGUUGGGAAGACAAUUUUUUAACAGAUAAAUGCUUUGUAAAUGUAGAGAGUGGUAGAUUAUACUUAUUACCCAUAACCCCUUCACUACGGCCGGGCCAAAACAGUGCCCCGCGCCGUAUCCGGGAUCGCCGCGCACGCCAAAUUUCAAAUGUCGCUAUUGAAUCUAACAAGUUUUCAGCCAUAAACUCAACACAAUCAUCAUGUAUUAUAUAUGAAAACAUGCAGAAUUAAAUGGUGGACAUAAAGAAACUCACUACGGCCGGGCCAAAACAGUGCCCCGCGCCGUAUACGAGAUCGCCGUGCGCGCCAAAUUUCAAAUGUCGCUAUUGAAUCUAACAAGUUUUCAGCCAUAAACUCAACACAAUCAUCAUGUAUUAUAUAUGAAAACAUGCAGAAUUAAAUGGUACACAUAAAGAAACUCACUACGGCUGGGUCAAAACAGUGCCCCGCGCCGUAUACGAGAUCGCCGUGCGCACCAAAUUUCAAAUGUCGCUAUUGAAUAUAACAAGUUUUCAGCCAUAAACUCAACACAAUCAUCAUGUAUUAUAUAUGAAAACAUGCAGAAUUAAAUGGUUCACAUAGAGAAACUCACUACGGCUGGGCCAAAACAGUGCCCCGCCCCGUAUACGAGAUCGCCGCGCGCGCCAAAUCUCAAAUGUCGCUAUUGAAUCUAACAAGUUUUCAGCCAUAAACUCAACACAAUCAUCAUGUAUUAUAUAUGAAAACAUGCAGAAUUAAAUGGUGCACAUAAAGAAACAUAGAUUAAUUGAUGAUUUUGAGAUGUAAGCAUAGAUAUAGAGAUAAAAUAACUUGUAUAUUGACAAAAGCGAGCCAAGAUGUGCGUCCUUGGAUAUGGUACAGGGCACGCAAGGAAGCAGAAUCCGCGUCCUUGUGUUGAAGGGGUUAAGUGUCUCAUGUAAGUUUUAUGUCUCUUCUAAAAACUGUCUUUCUCCUCUACAUAUUUUCUGCCACCAUGAGUGCAUUAAAAAAACAUACUAACUGCAUUAAUAUUCUUCAUUCAUCAACCCAGUAGCAGCGGGGACCAUGUUUCUUAAUGGUCCCUCCAAGCGAGAAAAAUGAGAAAAAAUCACCCCUCACACAAACCAUUUCAUAAUAUGUAUCAAAGCAUUUGUGAUCAGAUUAUGUAUCAUCUAUUUUGGGGGGUGUAUCAUGGCACAAAUUUGGCCCGUCGCUGCUACACGGUUAAGCCACAAAUUUGGCCCGUCGCAGCUACACGGUUGACACAAAUUUGGCCCGUCACUGCUACACGGUUGACACAAAUUUGGCCCGCCGCAGCUACACGGUUGACACAA
Messenger RNA from Eriocheir sinensis (Chinese mitten crab), 3343 nucleotides. RefSeq names its product kinetochore protein NDC80 homolog. Bases 146 to 2005 code for a protein of 619 amino acids. The transcript is spliced from 13 exons. Gene Ontology annotation, biological process: attachment of mitotic spindle microtubules to kinetochore. Lineage: Eukaryota; Metazoa; Arthropoda; Malacostraca; Decapoda; Varunidae. The record is from RefSeq and is a predicted model, not a curated record. Gene Ontology annotation, cellular component: Ndc80 complex.